UCUUUUAUUUAGGAAGUGGAAGAUUUUCAGUGGAUGUUUGUCAGAGUGCUCAGUACUAAAAAUUCUUGAACCGAGUGAGUCACUCACUGAGUCGGCAAAUGCAAGCACUCGUCGGAAAAUAUGGAAGAUGUAGGUGCAAUAGGCGGCGAAGGGGACAGGAAGCUGGAGACGCACCUGUUCCAGCAAGCAUUGAAGUGUCCUCGGUGUGAUUCGCUUGACACAAAGUUUUGUUACUACAAUAAUUAUAACCAAUCUCAGCCGCGCCAUUUCUGCAAGAGCUGCCGGCGGUACUGGACCAAAGGCGGCGUCCUCCGUAAUGUCCCCGUCGGUGGCGGCAACCGGAAGACGAGCAAGCGGUCCAAACCGAAAAAAGGACGCAAAUCGAAUUCGCAUUCCAGCAGCAAGAAUUCCAGUCUCACGGACGCUACCAUCACGGCGGCGUCCACUCCUACAUCAGCCAAUGGAAACUUCAGCUUCGCCGUAGAUUUACCUGACAUUUAUCCUGAUUCGAAUUUUUAUAAUGUGAAUCUGAAUCCACAGGCUACGACUACAAAACCUGGCUUUGAUUCACAGCCGGUGGCGAAUCAACCAACGGACGGUCAGAUUUUCAGCGACAUCGGAGGCUUCACGAGCCUGGAGAAUAUGCUCGGGUUCAACAUGGCCGACAUUUCCCCAUCGUCCGAUCCGUUAGAGCAAGUUUCGUUAGUAAAGAAUCCUAGCUCGGCCAUUAUGGAUCAAAAGGUACAUAAGACUGAAUUCGCGGAAGAGAACCCAUUGAGUGACGGCGGACUUGCUGCUCUAGAUUGGGGAACCAUCGCCGGCGGCGGAGGAGUUCGGAGUCGAGAUGAAGGUCCGUCUGAUUUCACAGGGACCGUUGAUCAAGCUUACUGGAGUGAUCAAUCUCUUAAUGAUAGUAUCUUCCAUAAUUAACUCUAAAAUUCUACUCCAUUGUACUCCGGAGCUUAUGUAUGAUUUGGUGAUGAGGAUAUUGACGAAGAGGUACGCUUUUCAGUUAAGACCAUUCUGGAUUAAUUAGUAUUGUUGUAUUAUUACUCUACUUACGUUUUUCAUUUACUAUAGAGGGAUUAGCUUUAAAUUUCGACGAAUGCUAGUAAGAGUUGUAGAGAAGAAUGAAGAUUGAAUAUGAAUUAAAUUUGGAACUUUUGAGUUAUUGAAUAGGAAUCGAGUUCGACGAACAAAGACUAAGGGACAAAGAUAUUGUUUAGUAUUUUUAUGUUGAUAGUAUUGUUUGGUAAAUUCGAAUUUUACAUUUGAAAAUUGGGAUAUUGUUUGCAUUUUCAUUUAGAAUGUUGUUUGCUA
Messenger RNA from Olea europaea var. sylvestris, 1320 nucleotides. RefSeq names its product dof zinc finger protein DOF5.4-like. The coding region runs from base 121 to 930 and encodes 269 amino acids. NCBI's taxonomy places the organism in Eukaryota, Viridiplantae, Streptophyta, Magnoliopsida, Lamiales, Oleaceae. Gene Ontology annotation, biological process: regulation of DNA-templated transcription. The record is from RefSeq and is a predicted model, not a curated record. The transcript is spliced from 2 exons. Gene Ontology annotation, molecular function: DNA-binding transcription factor activity; DNA binding.